Octopus sinensis (East Asian common octopus) is the source of this 451-nucleotide messenger RNA. Its product is annotated as PHD finger-like domain-containing protein 5A. Gene Ontology annotation, cellular component: catalytic step 2 spliceosome; precatalytic spliceosome; U12-type spliceosomal complex. Bases 46 to 378 code for a protein of 110 amino acids. NCBI's taxonomy places the organism in Eukaryota, Metazoa, Mollusca, Cephalopoda, Octopoda, Octopodidae. Gene Ontology annotation, biological process: mRNA splicing, via spliceosome. The record is from RefSeq and is a predicted model, not a curated record. The transcript has 4 exons.
AAACAAUUCCUUAUUUUGGAGUCACUCAUCCAUAGUUUCUCCCUCAUGGCGAAACAUCAUCCAGAUUUGAUUUUUUGCCGAAAACAACCUGGUGUUGCUAUUGGAAGACUUUGUGAAAAAUGUGAUGGUAAAUGUGUAAUAUGUGAUUCUUAUGUUCGACCAUGCACAUUGGUGCGUAUCUGUGAUGAAUGCAAUUAUGGUUCAUAUCAAGGACGUUGUGUCAUUUGUGGGGGACCAGGCGUAUCUGAUGCUUAUUACUGCAAAGAAUGUACCAUCAUGGAAAAAGAUAGGGAUGGCUGCCCUAAAAUUGUGAAUCUUGGAAGUGCAAAGACAGAUCUUUUCUAUGAAAGAAAAAAAUAUGGGUUUAAGAAAAGAUAGGACUUAUAUUUUUUUAUUUUAUCAUUAUUCAUAAUUAUUUUUUCUCAUUGUCAAUAAAAAUGAACAUUUUUUA